GGCCCUUCUACUGUCACGCAGGUCCCGCGGCGCAGGUGGGAGCAAGAGGCCGCUCUCGCAGUGCGUUGUCCUCGCGGCGGGAGGGAAGCAAGUGAGCUCUUAAAAGUGUAGGGCUCCUGCGACCCCUCUUACCAGCGCCAUGGCAGUCCCAGGUUGCAACAAGGACAGUGUUCGAGCAGGCUGUAAAAAAUGUGGCUACCCUGGUCACCUGACUUUUGAAUGCCGUAAUUUCCUCCGUGUGGAUCCCAAAAGGGACAUAGUUUUGGAUGUCAGCAGCACAAGCAGCGAAGAAAGUGAUGAAGAGAAUGAAGAGCUGAAUAAAUUGCAGGCAUUACAAGAAAAAAGAAUAAAUGAAGAAGAAGAAAAGAAAAAAGCAAAAAGCAAAGAAAAGAUCAAGUUGAAAAAAAAAAGAAAAAGGUCUUAUUCAUCCAGUUCCACUGAAGAAGACACUUCAAAACAAAAGAAACAAAAAUAUCAGAAGAAAGAAAAGAAAAAAGAAAAAAAAAGAUCAAAAAAGGGAAAACAUCACAAAAAAGAUAAAAAGAAGAGAAAAAAGGAAAAGCAUUCUUCUACCCCUGACAAUUCUGAGAUCUCCAAAAAGUAACUGGGACUUUGGCCUAUGCCAUUAAAUUUGAAAUUUUGGUUUUGAAAAUUAUUUGACCUUCCUUGGAAUUUACUAUAUAAUUAUGCUUUGCAAUAAAUCACAACCUUUUCCAUUUAGACAUUUUUUCCAAAUAUGGGACCAUUAUCCUCUGGAAAUAUAUUUUUAAUGUGCUAUGAUUGUAAGUGUUGAAUAAGUCUUAUAACUUAUCAUCCCUGCCCCAGGUAUGGAUAAGUGUAUAUACAAAGCACAUUAUUUUCUGAAUUCAUAUCUAUGUGUGUCUGGCUAGUGUUUCUACUUUGUAAGUUGAUUGUAAAUAACAAGACUACAGUCAACAUAGGUAAUCUUCCUAAUAGUUAAUGAGCACUGCUAAAUCAAGUAUCUGCCAUCCAGUGAUAAAGCCAGGAAGGGAAUAAUACUUUGCUUUUGACACUGAAAAUGUAAUAGCUUUCUAGCCUAUGAUAAUAUAUAAAAAUAGUGAAAUUCCUCACUAUUGCUUUUAACUCCCUAAGCUUUUUUGGAUAUCAUAGGAGUUUAAGCUGCUUUAUUGGUCUUGAUUAGGGGUUUUAAGUUGACAGUGUUGGCAGGAAGAUGCACAUGAAAAUAUAGCAAAGUUUCACUGUUUUACAAAGUGCAGUUUCUAGUACCUGCCUCAUUUGUUUUUGUAAUGGAAAUAUUUCUUCCUUGUUUAAAAAGAUAAGUGUGACUUAGCCUAUUAGUAAGUCUGUUUAGGCAGGAUUUUUACAAUAGGCUCCUGGGUUGUUUUUCAAAUGUGCCAUAUUGGCAUGUCUUACUUAAAGUGAUACCUCAAACAGAACUUUUUAUUUAAAAGGAUGAAAGAUAAAUCUUCACUAGAAUUGAUUUUUAUUGUUAUUCAGUAUGUAAAUUUUAUGAAACUUGUUUCUAUGAGUAAUGUGGAAAUUUUUUACAAAUGUGAACAUAUGUAUUUAUUUGCCUGAAAUAAUUUGUAGUUUUGAAGCAGGUUUCACACCAAAUUUGUGGUUUCAUAAGUCACCAGUUUAGGGUGUUUCUUUUUUUCACUUAAGUCAUAAACCUCAGGAGCAGUGACAAAAAUUUAGGAUUAAGAAUUUUAUUCUGUACUUUUAACAAUUUCAGAGCCAGGGAAUUGCAUCAUGAAAGCCUUUGUAUAUUAAUGGAAAUUUUAUAUAAGUAAGCAUUUUCAGGCACAUGUUAGUAUUGGAUAUAAGUGUUUCUAACAUUUUUAAUUUCACAAUGAUCAUUGUUUUUUAAUAUGCAUAAUAUUCCCAAUGAGUUAAAUACUUACUACUGUAGCAUCAUUAAAAAUCAACUAAUAAUCAUGACACAGCACCAAAGAUUGCAAGUACCUCACUGUGGUGCAGUUAUAAAUUUUCAGAAUGAUAACCUACAUAGCCACAGGUAUGCUGAUUAUGUGAAAUCAGGUAAGUACACAUAACUUCACAACCUAGAAGAAUGUACUGAAUCUUCCUUCACCCAGCACCAUUACUUGGUGUGCCCUCAUUGAACAGGGACUCCUCAUACCUCCUUGUAACAUUUGCUUACCAUGUUCAGAUUAUAGGGAGUCGACCCACUUCCUCAUCUAGCAUUAAUACCGUGGAAACUCUUAUACUUCUAUCUUUUCUCUAGCCUAUUUUAGUUAUAUGGCCUUCUCAAAAAUAAAUUAUCUUGUUUAAAUAGUUAGUUGUUUGGAAACAGAACUACUAGGUUAAGGGUUUGUUUUCCCUUUGCUAUAUUUUGUAUUUUUUUUAUGGAAAAUACAGUUUUUUGGCUAUCAAGAUAGAAGAUAAGUUUUUUAAAAUUCAAAUACUUGGACAAUACUACAUGCAAAAGGAUAGCUUCAUCCUAUUAAAUGUAUAACAUGGUUUAAAAUGAUAAUUGUAAUGAAACAGAAUUAAUCCAUUUUUUUAUUCUGUUAAUUGUAGAGAUUAUAAAUUGGUAUAUUAAGUUUAUUUUAGGAAUAGUGAUACAAUAAAUAAUGCUUUGAAAGAAUUAUAUAAAAUCCAGCCAUCAUUAUCUAUUAUACUGUGCAAAUUAAAUGAUGUUAAUGGUCAGUAGUUUUUUUUUUUCUCCCCAGAAACAAUCUUGAACAUUAUUCUUAAGAAAUAGUAUGAGAAUAGCUAUGAAAUAGCUCAUCUAAAUAAAGCUCAUUUGUUUUUACUAAAAUAAUUUUCUUCUAAAGUGAUCUUGAUAUUAUAAUUGGGAUUAAUGCACAACUCACUAAUCUAUUUUAGGAGAAAAUUAAUGAAAUUUCCUCUCAGAGAGUUGUAACAGAACGGAUACUGUAUUAAAUAGAAAAAUUCCAAAGUCCAACCCAUUUUUUUAAAACAAAUAUUGGAGUUAACGUUUUGCUUUUUGAUGUGUACAUAUAUGUUCCAAACCACCCACACCUCUUUGCCUCCCUCCCUCAUCCAUCCCACUCUUGCCUCUCUUCCUUCUACUAACCAUUAAUUUUUUUCACUAAGUUCAAGAUUUCUUCCUGCUGUACUUUUUCUGUCUGGUUUUUUUUGUUGUUGCUUAUUUACAUUCCAUGAAUGAGUUAACCACCCAGUAUCAAUCUACUUAGUAUAAACACCUCAAGGUUUUCCCGUUUUGUCCCCAAAGUCACUGUCAUCCUUUCUUCAUAUAUAGUAUUCCACUGAAUAUGUAUUCCACCAUUUCUUUAUUCAUUCAUUUGUUGAAGGGCACAUAGGUUGGUUCCAGGACAUAACAUGGCAAUUGUGAAAAAAUCUUCACCUUUCUAGCUUCCUCUGUGACCUUCAACAAAGUCAUUUAUCUCUUCUGGGCCUUGGUGUCUUUCAUUUAUAAACUACUAUAUCAACUUAUCCCUGAGAUUCCCUCCUAGUCCUUAAUAUGUAUUGUUAUCAAUAUUUAAGAAAAAUGCAAGUAAUAUUUACAUUAUAAACUAUUACAGGUAAGUAGAUAACAUUCUGUGUUGAUAAAGACUGAAUUCAUUAAAUGUAACUUAAUCUUAUUUAUACAAAUAAUUGAUAAUUUGGUUACAUCCUUACCACUGAAAAUAUAUCAUUUUCAUGAGAUGAAAUUUAGAUUUAUAUCUGUAACCAGAUUAUUUGAGUAACUUGAGGUUAUUACAUUUGGGCUGAUGGACCUACUCGCCAUGUAGUUUAUUUAUAUCAUCUGUUUACUAGAAUCUUUCAGUAAAAUAUAGCUAUUUGUAUCUUUAGUUUUCCAAAGUACAAAAUAUCAAUAAAUAAGUAAAAUAACAAUAAG
Messenger RNA from Condylura cristata (star-nosed mole), 3829 nucleotides. It is a transcript of the gene SREK1IP1, whose product is annotated as SREK1-interacting protein 1. The record is from RefSeq and is a predicted model, not a curated record. Bases 140 to 604 code for a protein of 154 amino acids. Gene Ontology annotation, molecular function: nucleic acid binding; zinc ion binding. NCBI's taxonomy places the organism in Eukaryota, Metazoa, Chordata, Mammalia, Eulipotyphla, Talpidae. The transcript is spliced from 5 exons.